UAAACCUAUUUGAGACGCCGCCUAGCUAAUGCUUUCGUUUCCAAGUCUAUAGCAUUUAAGCGGGGAUUCAAUUCAAACAGAAAAGUUAGAUCGAAAGCGAGAGGAAAUGGAAGAGGAGAUCAGGAGCUUGAGGAAAUCGUUAGGGACAUUCUGCAACCACUUGGAGUCGAGUUGCUACGCUCUCAAGCAAUCCCUCGAACGCCGUCCCAUUCCUCUCGAUUCGGUGUCGUCGAGUUUCAUAAAAUGCCUGAACCGGCGUGUAUCGAGCGCCAGCAGCGAUCUCAACGUACUCGAUUCGAUGACGUUCGGGACCGUCUCUUUCGAGGAGCUUUUAGGUCACUGCAACGAGGUUUACAAGAAGAACCAGAGCGAUCUUGCCCUGCUCCAAGACCACCUCCAGAGCUUUGGAUACCACAUUCCCGACGUUGAGAUUGAUGAAGAAGAAGAAGAGGUUCACGGUUCAUCAACACCGAAUGGUUUGGAAUCGAAGUAUGGAUUGGAUCCGCCAUCUUCUUAUUGUGGACCUGACUCUAUGACCGGUUCUAUUAUGAAGAGUUUGGAAGAAGAUGCUUUAUUAGAUGAGUCUCUCAGUUUGAAAAGGCUUGGGCUUUCAGACGCUUGCCUUGCCACUUUGGCAUCUGAAGAUUAUGGUCAGACUGAUAACAUAGGUGUACACAGAAACCACUUACUUUUUGGGGAAGUAGAGGAAAUAUUUAAGUCAGUUGAAGCUCCCAAGCCUUUGAUAAAGGUAUCAAAUGAUGAUUAUGAGAAUCUUCCUUCCUACAUGAAAGGCCUAGCGCCGUGGGAGGAUCUGCUCGAUGCUGUUGAGAAGAUCAAUUCAAGCCUGAACAAGAAAGAGAAAACAAAGGGAAGUAACUACUUCCACCAAGAUGAAAUUUCGUCAUUGGGGCUGGGUCCUAAAGCAAGAUCUUAUUUGCUGCUACUUGUACGCAUGAAUCGGUUGGUUGUUGAGACCAUUGAUGGGUUGUUAUCCUACCGAGUUUUGUAGAGGAGAUACAAUCCAAUAGACAAAUCUACUCACACCAUCUGAUUGAGCUUACUCAUUUGGCAAUUAGGUGCGUUACAUAUACCCUCAGUUUGUAACUUGAAAGACGAAGAAUUGCUGAACAAUGCAACAUAAAAAGGCUUAUAUCUUUUUCUUCUA
Molecule: messenger RNA, 1165 nt
Organism: Alnus glutinosa
Lineage: Eukaryota; Viridiplantae; Streptophyta; Magnoliopsida; Fagales; Betulaceae
Exons: 8
Coding region: 107-1009 (300 amino acids)
Biological process (GO): chromosome segregation
Cellular component (GO): outer kinetochore
Source: RefSeq, a predicted model, not a curated record